UUCCAACACAACAAACGCCGCGAUACAGUCGCGUUACCGUGGCUUGUUUGAUACACGCGUACUAAACAACAGUUAACUUUAACAGUGACCUAAUUACAUUGUGGUUUAGCUAACAAACAUUGAAUAACCCGUUGUUUGUAUUUGUGACUUUUAAGUAAUCUAAAAUGUGAAAUUAAGGCCUCAAUUCAUAUUGCAACGUAGUGACUCAGUGUUGUAAAGUUUUAAGUGUUUACAUUAUCUGUGUGUAUUGGAAUAUUUGCGAUCGUUGGAUUCAUGUCAAAAUAGACAGACACAAACUGCAGAUAUGUUACAUGGAUUGUAGUAAUGAGAGAAGAUUCAGCAUUUCAGUAAAACUGAUUGGUUUUUAAUCAAAAUGAUUGGCUAUCAGCAUUCACGGCUGUUAGCAGCGGUGAUUGGAGCUCUAAUAAUACACUCAAGUGUUAUGGCAUAUGGCGAUGGAGAUAUUCAACAAAACAAGGGUCCAGUUAUAAUAUCAUCUGAAAAAGAACUAAUUUUACAAAAAGGACAAAACUAUACUAUAAUAUGUAGAGCUAAUACUCCGGUGCAGAUUAAACAACAAGAGAUAUCUGAAGACGUUAUAAGUUUAUUUAACAUGACUCAAAGAAAUAUGCCAUCGUCUGAUCCGAUGUAUCUCUAUGAAACUGCAUUAGAUUUGACUAACGUUGACCAACUUGCUGUUGGUUAUUACGCUUGUUUUGAUAACACGACAAAAAAUGAUAGCGAAAUAUUAAACAAUUUCGUUGAGGAACCAAAAGAUAAUGAACACGUCUCGUAUAUUUACAUUUACGUGAAUGGAACUGAUAAUAUAUUUGCACCUAUGAGGGAAGUAGUAAUAUCUAGAGGUGGUUUAAAAGUUGCUAUUGAAUGUAGACCUACUACACCCGAUGUUGAGGUGUCUUUGCAUUUGCUGCAGAGUAACCAGACACCAGAAAUCUUAAUGUAUUCAUCAAAAAUUGGAUUUUUAAUGAAAUUGAAAGAUUUGAAAGAGACCGCUUAUAAAUGCAUUGGACCGCAGGGAAAUUGGAAACUUAUACGUAAUACCAUAAACGUUGAAACGCCUCCGCCAAAAAUUGUGAGCAACUCGCUGUAUUUCCUCGAAGGUGAAACUUUUUCACUUAACUGUACGACAACUUAUCAAUCGAACUCCCCUGUCGAAUUGACCUGGAACAUACCACGGCCGUUUUCAAAGGGUAAUAUUCUCAACGACACAAAUGAAAGAGAAGCGACUGGAGGCAUCUUAUACAAGAAGAUUAUAAUAGUGAACGCCACUGCCGAGGAUGAGGGGACAUACACUUGUACAUCUAAGACCACUAGCGGAGUACGAAGUGAAUCGAAGAAAAAGAUAUAUAGAGGAACCAAUGGAUUUAUUAGCCUAAAAAGGGGAAAUCCUAUUAAUCCAAUAGAAACAUUUCAAGGUAUGAUGAAGUUAAAAGCCAAUGUGAACGCCCAUCCUCCUGCAAACUUUUCCGUAGUUCGAGACGGGUACAAUGUGCACAUAGAUUCCAGAAAGUAUUUCCUCAAAGUUGAUCGAGGAAGCGUGAUUUUGGACAUCACCUCUCUUAACAUCAAUGAUACAGGGAAUUACACAAUCAUCGCAAAAAAUGACUACGUCACAACAAACGUCACUUUUGACUUGAGAGUUAAAGCUGCACCAAUAAUUGACUUUGGACUUGUUAAUGUUGAUAAGAAAGUUUUAAUGAAUACGAUUGCGUCUCUGGAAUGCCGCGCUAUUGGAUAUCCCCAACCAAUUAUCGACUGGGUGUUUACAAAUGAACGAGGCCAGGAAAAGGCUUUAUCGGCAGAAAGUAGAUCAGAUUCAAUAAUAAAAACAACAUCUAUCUUGAAAAUCCCAGCUCGGACAUCGGGAACAAUAACUUGCCACGCUCACAACAGUGUGAAUAGAACUUCUUUGUCUAGAAGAUUCCUGAUAUAUGAAGUUCCUGAUGGAUUUGGACUAGAUUCGCAGAAAUCUUGGUUUUCUGAAGGUGAUAGGGUUCUUGUACAAUGUUACGCCUCCAAGUAUGACUUUACAAAUGUGACGUGGAUUGAUGAUGAAGGUGAACUGCUGGAAGAUAACAUAAUCCAACGAGAAACAGCCUUUUCAUACAUCGCUCAAUUAAUAUUCGAUGGCAUAACUUUGGAUCAAGCUGGUAAUUAUACUUGUAUUGGUGAACAAGACGACGUUGAGCGAGAAAGUUAUACGAUCACAAUAAGUGUUGAAGCUCGACGGCUUCCCGUUAUUAAUUUGCCUGUAUUAAAUGAGGAGGAUUUGGAAGUGAAUCCAUAUCAACCAAUACAGCUGACAUGCCAAGCAGACGCCGUCCCACCACCGACCAUUACUUGGUUAAGGGAUGGUGUGCUUAUACAAAAUAGCAGCCAGUUUGAAAUUGUAACAGAUUAUCUUAAUCUGACUACAGUUAACUCCACAAUAACUAUUGAACAUAUGAUGGAUGAAAAUAAGGGAAAAUACGAGUGUAUUAUCCAAAGCGGCGACGAAACACAAAGUAAAUUUUAUAAUCUCUUAAUAAAAGAGAAAUCUACUUUCAAAGCGGCUUAUUUGGGUAUAAUCGGAGUUAUUGUAUUCGUGCUGCUUUUAUUAGUCGUCUAUUUAGCUUGGAAAAUUAGGAAAGAAAAGCAAUUUAGAAAAGAAUUAGCGGCUGCUGGUUUGUUGUACUUUAAAGAAGGCGUUCCAAGGUCAAUAAAUCCCGACCUUGGAAUCGACGAACAAGCUGAGUUGCUGCCCUAUGAUGACAGAUAUGAAUUCCCAGCAGAUAAACUUGUUUUAGGAAAACAACUCGGUGCUGGUGCCUUUGGAGUGGUAUACAAAGCUGAAGCCAGGGGCAUCAUUAAUGCUGAAGAAACAACGACGGUAGCUGUUAAAAUGGUCAAGAAGACAGCUGAUAAUAUGUACAUCAAAGCUUUGGCUUCCGAAUUGAAGAUAAUGGUGCACCUUGGGAAGCAUAUUAACAUUGUCAACUUACUUGGCGCCUGCACUAAGAAUGUAGGGAAACGUGAACUGGUUGUUAUCGUUGAGUACUGUCAAUUCGGAAACAUACACAACUAUAUGAUGCGGCAUCGGGAAGUCUUCAUUGAUCAGUUGACUGAUAAUAAAGAGAAAAAUCUUGGCAAAGUUAAUAAGGCGUUCUCUUACAGUACAGGAAGCACUGGGAUGCAAUCGGAUUAUUUCGGUUCAAACCAGACACAAGAAACGGAUAACACCUUCAUCAAUUCUGCUAACACAAACCGAUCUGUGAGAAAAGAAAAUGCGACACAAACUCAGCAGUUGGAAUUUGGUAAAGUGUCGGAAGCGGGCUACAUUCAACCGGAAUGGAGAUCGAACUAUGAAUGUGACUACAGCUACGAUGGACUGACACCCCGUCCGCUCACCUCCAGGGAUCUAUUGGCCUGGGGCUUCCAGAUAGCCAGGGGAAUGGAGUAUUUAGCCAGCAGAAAGGUCUUGCACGGCGAUUUGGCUGCCAGAAAUGUGUUGUUAGCUGAUGAUAACAUUGUUAAAAUUUGUGACUUCGGCUUAGCACGAAGCAUCUAUAAGAAUGACGAAUACCAGAAAAAGGAAAAUAGUCCACUCCCAGUAAAAUGGCUAGCGGUCGAAUGUAUGACAGAUCGCAUAUUUUCUACACAGUCGGAUGUCUGGUCGUUUGGCAUAGUCUUGUGGGAGCUGUUCUCCCUUGCCAAAACACCUUAUCCGAACAUCAGUCCAUCUCACCUACUGAAAUGGCUAUCUGAAGGGAACCGCUUAGAGAAGCCAACAUAUGCUGAUGACCGCCUAUACGACGUGAUGCGACGGUGCUGGGAGCAGAAGCCCACAGUCAGGCCGACCUUCUCUCAGCUACAAGAAAUACUUGGUUCUUUCCUCGAAGAUAAUGUGCGAAAUCAUUACGUUGAUUUGAAUUCGUCUUACAUGGAUACCAAUCUCCGGGUGGAAGGUCAAGAGGACUACCUGGCCAUGGUGACGGCUCCGGACUACAACAACAUUGUGACUCCCAGUCCAUGCCACUACGUCAAUGAGUCCACAAGCUUCUUUCCACCCACAACUCCUAUGCAACUGCAGCAUGACGACGAGGGAUACCUACAGAUGAGUCCAGCGAACAAGAAUUCAUUCAAUCCACGUGUUCAAAGCACUAAAUUCGAUUUCGACGCUCGUAAAUUGAACCCCAGGCCAACUGAGGCAAUGGCUAACACUCACGGUACUGAAUUAACGCCCAUGUUAACUCUUAACAAUCUGCCAGCUCGGAGUGGCUCGGAAUCUGAUCAAGACACUAACUCAUCCUCCUAUCUGAAGAUGUGCCCUCGGAUCGAAGAAGAAUCAGAUGAAGUAUUCGUUACUAAAGACUAUAAUAAUAAAAAUAGUAAGAAUAGUGCCGUAUCUAAUCCAAGCUACAUUACCUUUGACGUGGAGAAGAAACCUAACAAUCUCUCCAAUAAUUACAUUAAUAUAAGUGUACCCAAUGGUCUAGUCAAGUAAUUUUAUGUAUUAUGUAUUAUUGAGGAUUGGUCUCUGAAUUACUGUAACCUAUAUCAUAGUAUUGUAUCAAAUUCGCCUGAUGAAUUUGAUUUCUUUAUGAUAUAUUGAAUACAAAAUCUCAUUACUUCUAACGUACGUGUAAGUUAUUAAGUAUAUUAUAUUACAAGACAGAUGUGAUGUAUAUGAAGCCUGUUAUUAACAGCUUUUACAUAUUGCCUUUAACAUAUUUAACAUGUCGGAGGCUUCUUUCUACUAUAUGCUUGCUAGCUUUGUACCAUAGCUGUGUCCUUUUCUACCGUUAAUUAGUACAAGUAUUAUUGUUUCAAAUUUAAUUUGUACCAAUAUUUAUGGACGAUGUGGGGUUCUCUGAUUUUGUACGAGCGCUCUUACCAACUGAGUCAAUCGUCCAGUGACGCAUCGAACGUAAAUCUUGGUAUGUCUUGUUCAACUGUCAGGUUGUGGUAAGUAGCGCUAGACGGAACGGACGAGAGGCAUGGGUUUGAGUCCCGCAUUGUUUAUAAAUUUUUAUAUUUAAUCCCAGAAGAGAUUUUACUGCUUAGAAUAUUGUUUCGGUUUGAGGAUGACGUAGAUAGUGAAAUAAUUGAGCUAAUGAGACUAAACAUCUUUGGUAUUAUUACAAAAAAAAAUUGGCUUAGACACGUGUUUUGUUAAACAGUGUCCAACUAUUUAAGCGACGUCUAAAGAUUGACGCUAAACAAUAAACAGAAAUACACGGAUUUGUAAUACAACUUUUUUUAAACAAGUGUUUAACAUGUGUUUAACUUUUUUGUAAUAAUACCGCUUAUGUUUGACGAAUGCAAUUGAGAUACCAUUCAGAACUUAGGUGAACGUCUUGCUCAUCUAGUAACUUCUUCUCAUAAAUUGUGAUAUCUUGCCUCGUUUGGUUUUAUUUAA
Molecule: messenger RNA, 5419 nt
Organism: Leptidea sinapis
Lineage: Eukaryota; Metazoa; Arthropoda; Insecta; Lepidoptera; Pieridae
Gene: Pvr
Product: vascular endothelial growth factor receptor 1
Exons: 24
Coding region: 374-4504 (1376 amino acids)
Biological process (GO): cell surface receptor protein tyrosine kinase signaling pathway; multicellular organism development; protein phosphorylation
Cellular component (GO): signaling receptor complex
Molecular function (GO): transmembrane receptor protein tyrosine kinase activity; ATP binding
Source: RefSeq, a predicted model, not a curated record